Cylicostephanus goldi is the source of this 1800-nucleotide messenger RNA. The record is from the annotation of a GenBank genome assembly. Lineage: Eukaryota; Metazoa; Nematoda; Chromadorea; Rhabditida; Strongylidae.
AUGAACAAAAUGUGUCCUGCAUGUGGAGCGUUGCUGUUUCAGAAAGAAAGUUCUUCUAUCUGCUGUAACGGCGGUGAAGUGGUUGUGCCGGAGAGCAUUUUUAAUCCUCGAAGGGAUCCCUUGUUGGACUGGUUUUGGGAAGCUGCGUUGCAGGAUGAAAAUCUUUUCUAUAUGAUUCGUCCUAUAAAUAAUAUGCUUGCCUGUGCCGGAUUGUGCAUAAACUUAAAGUCAUUCAAAGGAUGUUCUGGUCAGAGACCAUUGGUGUUGCAAGGCCGCUUUGAUAUAGGACUAUGCCAUUUGAAUCCGGAUUCGGAUAGAGCAUGCUUUGCUCAGUUAUUCAUAGCGGACGACUUCAAGGUGCAACGGUCAAUUGAGGAGACAAUGAAGUUGUGGAAUACUAAAGUCGAAUUCACAUUGUUACGUAGAAUAAUGGAUAUAUUACGAAAGCACAAUCCCAUCGUGCAGUCGUAUAUGACGAUGUAUGAAAUAUACAGUGAAGAGCUGCAAAAACAACGCACUCAAGAGACAAAUACUCCUAAAGUUAUAAUGAAUAUAAAACAAAGAAGAGAUGUUGCGCCGUCCUUGAUAUCGAGUGUACACCCUGGAAGACUGAAUGUACCUGUGUUCGAAAACCAAAUUGCAGCCAUAUAUGUGAGUAAAGAAGGUGGUAUGCUAACUCAUGAGGAACUGAACGAAGGUUUGCGGAUCAUGUCCAGAGGUGGGAAAACAAUAGCGCCUCAUCACAGCUACAACAUAGAUCCAUUAACGUACCCGUUAUAUUUCGUUCGCGGGGAGCAAACAUUUGUAAAAGAAAAACUGCCAAAAUAUAGUAUUAAACACGGUGCGAUGAAAAAAAGUAGUGGAAACGAUUCAGGACUAAUGCUCGAAGAGCACUAUGAGGAAGAUGCUGAUGACGAUAUUGAUGACAGUAGACUUGAGUCGAGAAAUGGACGUAAGGCACGAUACAUCUCACGUAGAGAGUUCGCUCUAUACAUCCUUGCCCGCCGAGGGGACUUGCAUAAACAUCGCAUAAUUGGGACGGGAAAGCUGUACUCGCAGUAUGUGCUUCACACAUUUGCAAGAAUUGAAGCGGACAGACUAAGCAGUAUUGGAUUGCAUCGUACGGAACUCAGAAGCUCAACGGCAAGUUCCCUGUUUAAAUAUCUGGACGACAAACUGAAGGAGAAAGGAGUGAAGCUGGGAAGGCUAGUGAACAUGCCUCAGAAGUUUGUUGGAAGUCGUAAUUGGUACCAGAAGCUUUAUAGUGAUGCCAUGGCAGUAGCUCAAAGACUGGGAAAGCCGGAUUUAUUUGUCACUUUCACAGGGAGUCAAGACUGGCCUGAGAUUAAAAAUAAUUUACCUGGCAAAUUUGAUUCUUGGAUCACAGAUCCUUUUCUGUGCUGCCGUGUGUUCUUCUUGAGACUCACAGAACUGCUCCAUGACAUCAAAAAGAAAGAGAUCUUUGGUAAAGUGGUAGCUUUACACGGAAGUAUAGAGUUCCAAAAAAGAGGAAUGCCUCACGCUCAUCUCCUCAUCACUCUGGAAAAUAAGAUUGAUACUCCAGAAAAGAUUGACUCCAUUAUAUGCGCUGAAAUUCCGGAGUAUCCCAGUGCUGAUGACCCUCAGAGAGAAGAGAAGCAUCGUUUCUACACACUUAUGAAAAAGCACAUGAUACAUGGACCAUGCUCAGAGCGACCGGAACUCGCAUGUCGCGAAGCGGAUUCUUCUAAAUGCGCAAGAGGAUAUCCGAAGCGCUAUAGGGAAUACACUGAAUUAUGCAGUGGCGGCUAUCCCUUGUAU